Coniophora puteana RWD-64-598 SS2 is the source of this 1320-nucleotide messenger RNA. RefSeq lists its product as uncharacterized. The transcript is spliced from 2 exons. The annotation marks the transcript as partial. The record is from RefSeq and is a predicted model, not a curated record. NCBI's taxonomy places the organism in Eukaryota, Fungi, Basidiomycota, Agaricomycetes, Boletales, Coniophoraceae.
CUGGAUCUUGACGAACUCAGAGAAAACGCAAAAACGGACGAGCUAAAGCGCGAUAUGGAUUUCAUUCUAGCUAUUCGGAACGCCAGAGUCGACGACCGCUUUGGCCUGAAAGGCGAACCGCUGAAUCGUAUCCGAAAUCCUCCUCGAGAGCGUACGCCAGUCGACGAUCCUGCUGUACGACUGGCAAUCCAUCUAUAUGACAUUCUUUGUAAAUCUUCGGACCAGGCGUAUCACGACGUUCGAGGGGCCAUUCAGACGUGCUUUCCUGACAUCAAAAUCUUGUCCCUACAUAACGUCAAGCAGCUCAUUCGCGAUCUGACUGGCCUCGACGAAGUCAAGGUCGACAUGUGCACUGACGCCUGUGUCGCGUUCGAUGGACCUUAUGCCGACCUAGAACAUUGUCCUCACUGUGGGAUAUCUCGAUACGAUCCGAAAAAACUGGCAAGAUCGAACGGCAAGAACAAAAUACCUCGAAAAGUCACGAUAACAUAUCUAGUUGGCCCCAUGAUACAGGCUCGCUGGCGACAUCGCGAUAGUGCUUGGGCUAUGGAAUAUCGCAAUCGUCGCACUCAGGCACUUUCUAACGAGCUCGUUCGAAACCAUGGCUUGCCAGAUCGAUACGAGGACUUUAUAACCGGUACUUCUUAUGUCAAUGCUGUUCGAAAGGGACUCAUUCGCCCAGAAGAUACGACCCUCAUUGGGUCCACGGACGGUGCUCAGCUCUACGCGCAGAAGGACUCAGAUGUCUGGGUCUUGAUAUGGAUUUUUACUGAUAUAUCGCCCGACACUCGUUACAAGAAGAAAAGCAUUAUGAUAGGAGUGGUUAUUCCAGGACCUAAUCACCCGAAGUACCUUCCUUCAUUUUUAUUUCGAAGCUUCCAUCAUAUUUCAGCGCUCCAAAAAGAAGGUCUACGCAUCUGGGACGGCUAUGCCAAUCGAGAGUUUCUUUCUAGGGUUUUUCUAGCUCUCUUGGGCGCUGAUGGACCGGGUCUACUCGCCUUUAGUAAUCUAGUUGGGCACAAUGGACUGGUAGGGUGCCGUAUGCACUGUCCUCUCGAGGGUCGCCGCUUUCCUGGGUCGUCAACAUAUUACCCUGUUCUUAUUUCUCCUGAGGGCUACACUCUGGAUUCUCUAGGCGACAUUAGUCCGUAUGAUCUAUCUAGUGGCUCCUCUGAGCGUUAUAUCGAACAGCUGAAGCGCCUCAUGAAAGCUAGAAACAAAACCCACCACGCUACACUUCGCAAGCAGACUGGUAUAGUGGGCCCAAGCAUGGUACUAGGCCUGCAACCGGGCGCUUUCUUCGGUAUCCCCGAGUGCUUU